This is a messenger RNA of Magallana angulata, 1997 nucleotides long. Its product is annotated as dolichyl-diphosphooligosaccharide--protein glycosyltransferase subunit 1-like. Gene Ontology annotation, cellular component: oligosaccharyltransferase complex; membrane. The transcript has 10 exons. The record is from RefSeq and is a predicted model, not a curated record. Lineage: Eukaryota; Metazoa; Mollusca; Bivalvia; Ostreida; Ostreidae. The coding region runs from base 101 to 1909 and encodes 602 amino acids.
AGCGAGGUAAAGCUGACAGCGACUUCCGGUUUCCAUCGCUGGAAAGCCGGUUAACUGAAAGUGUAUUCAAGAAAUCCGACGCAAUCACAACAUCGCCAAGAUGAGGGGUGUUUUACAUUUUUUAAUUGGAUUAACUGUUAUAUUUUGCAUCGAAUGCAAAGUGAAGCAGGACACGAUUGAUGGUGCUAUUGUCAACAGCAAAGUGGAUAGGAAGAUCGAUGUCUCUACCCACCUAGUCAAAAUGUCAACAUCGAUAACAUUGGAGAACACAGGAAAAUCACCAAUAAAGUCAUUUUUAUAUGCAUUGGAACCAUCGCUUCAAAAUUAUCUUUCAAUUAUUACUGCCAAUGUUAAAGACAAGGAUGAGAAGUUAGGAGUUUCUCAAACUACUGUAGCAUCGAAAAAAGAUUUAAGUUUUUGGCGUAUUGAGCUCCCAUCAAAUAUAGAGCCUGGGAAAACCAUGACAGUUGAUGUGGAAUCUUCAUAUGCCCAUGCUUUGACACCAUACCCUGCUGAAAUCACACAGAGCCAGAAACAACAAGUACUCUACAAUGGCAAUGUCUACUUUUUCUCUCCAUACCCCACCAAGUCUCAAACAACAACUGUCACCACCACAAAUACAGCAAUAGAAUCUUACUCGAAGUCACCUAAACCAGUGUCUCAAACUGACAGAACUGUCACCUAUGGACCCUACGAACAAAGGGAAGCAUUUGCUGAGGCUGAAUUGAGGGUACACUAUGAGAACAACUCUCCUUUCCUGACAGUCACCAACUUGGAGAGAAUCAUUGAGGUGUCUCACUGGGGAAACAUUGCAGUAGAGGAGCACAUCAGCAUGAGGCACACAGGGGCCCUGCUGAAGGGGCCUUUUUCCAGAUAUGACUACCAAAGGGCUCAAGAUGGACUCUCCUCAAUCAAAGCUUUCAAGACUGUCCUGCCAGCUGCAGCUCGUGAUGUUUACUACAGAGAUGAGAUUGGUAACAUCUCUACCAGUAAUCUUAAAGAGAUGGACGAUUUUGUUGAGUUGGAGCUCAGACCUCGAUUUCCUUUGUUUGGAGGCUGGAAAACUCAGUACUACAUUGGUUACAACGUUCCCAGCUAUCAAUAUCUCUUUAACAAGGGAGACAACUAUGCCCUGAAAAUGAGAUUUGUUGACCAUAUUUUUGAUGAUAUGGUGGUUGAUCAGGUUACUGUGAAAAUCAUCCUUCCUGAAGGUGCAAAGAACAUGAGACUUGAAACACCGUACCCUGUUACACAAGGGGAGAACCAGCUCCACUUCACCUACCUUGACACCACUGGACGCCCCGUCAUUGUCAUCCACAAAUCCAACCUAGUCGAGCAGCACAUCCAGGACUUUCAGCUCCACUACACCUUCCAGAAGCUGUUGUUGUUACAGGAGCCCCUGAUUGUGGUUGGAGCCUUCUACCUGCUCUUCCUGGCUGUCAUCGUGUACGUCAGACUGGACUUCUCCAUCACCAAGGACGAGGCCAAGGAAAGCAAGAUGCGAGUGGCCAGCCUCGUGGAGGAGGUUCAGAGUGCCCAUGACCGCAGAAGCGCCCUCUACCAGAGCUACGACGACGCUAUCAACAAGUACAAGAGCACCAAAGACGCCAACACCUUCGCUGCAACCAGGAAGAAAGUGGACGCCGAUUAUAAAUCUCUCACCCAGCAAAUCAGCGACCUGCAAACCAAGUUAAAGAACGAGGGCUCGGAUUUGGCGGAGAAGGUGAACGAGCUGCAGGUCAGUGAUAGACAGUACAAGGAUCUAGUGGCCCUGGCCAUCACCCUGGCCGAAAAGUUAGUGAGCGGCAAAAUUAAUAAACAGCAGUAUCUAGAUAACGAGAAAAUAAACAAAACCAAGAGAGAGGACCUGGAUAGCAAAAUGGAAGCUUUAAGAUCCAGCCUUGCUUAGGAGCUUUCAAGGAGUUUUAGAUAAAUUAUGUUUGUCAUCAUAUGUUCAGAGAAAAGCUGAAUAUCAAUAAAGGUCUAUUAUUAAUUUA